AUGAAACAUCUGGAGAAGCCUGAAAGACGAGCAGAGAGGGUGGAGGAGGUUUACUCCGUCCUGGCUCUGGUGCCGUGGAGCUCUCCUGCGAGUGACAGGCAGCUGGAGGUGCUGUGUGAAGCUCUGUGGGCAGCCAGAGAUGGACCCCUUAACGAGGAGAGGGUCCUCGGUGCGCUGCUUCGCCCUCGCUGCGACACUCUUGUGUCGGUGUACUGCUCCACAUCUGUGAGGCUGCAGAGAGACCAUCUGCUGAGAAAUGCACCAGAAACACAAGUGGACUUGCCCGAAGCAGAGAAGCUCACCCUCAGUUUGUGUUGCCACAAGAACCGUCGGUCUGCAUGGAAGGCCAUCUUUUUUGAGUGCCUUAGCAGCGGGAAGCACUUCCUCGAACAGGUUCUGGCCACUGCGCUGGACCUGGUCAAACAUGAGGAGUUCAACCAGCUGAAAGCGUUACUGCAGCUGGAGUUUCGGCCGUUGUCUCGGCUGCUGCUGCUGCUUGGAUGGAGUCAGUGCCGCAGCCUGGACUCUGCUCAGCUGCUGCUCCGCACCCUUCACACCGAGCAGGUUUCAGCCAACGACCGAGUUCUGCAGGACUUUUGUAACCUUUUGUCAUCUCAGCUCGGAGUACUUGAAUGGUGUAAAAGCAACAACCCAGGGCUGUCAACUAAAGUGCUGCUGGCCCAGCUCCAAACUCUGGGCAGCCACUCAGCGCUGUAUCUUCUGCACACUCUGACGCCUCUGACUCGCUACGAAGAACACCGGAUCUUAGAUCUGCUCCAACAGCUGCCAGAUUCACCAAGAGCAGAAGAAACCGAUGCAGUCAGUGGAAGUGCUGGCGUGCAGAAGAACGUAGUUUUGUUCCGGGGCUUCUGUGCCAUGAAGUAUGCCAUCUAUGCACUCUGUGUAAAUGUACACAAAUACUCCAACUGCACAGAGUGCGAGUCAGUACAGCACCACCAGCCUGCGGAAACGGACCAAAACAAAAGCUCGGUGUCCUCAGAAGGAGGCCGUAUCCUGUUCCAGCACUAUCUGUCGGAGUGCCAGCUCUUUCUAGAGACGGUACCCGCCAUGUUCCGCCUCGAGCUGCUGGAGAACAUAUUUUCCCUUCUCUUUCUGUCCACGUCUGACUUUGUCCAACAGGUCCAAAAAGACUCCAGCACAGACACCGACGCUCACUCUGAAUGCACAUCAAAUGCAGCGGAUCAAAAUGUAGAAGCAGAAGCCAAAGUAGAUCCAGACGAGACUGAGCAGAAAAGGAGGGAGGACCAGAAGCAGUGUCCACGUUCAGCUGCAGCUCACAGUGGUCACCUGGACCUGGAACACCUCGUUCAGGGCUGCAGAGGCUUUCUGGUGGAUGUGACAGCCAUGGAGGGGUUUCUGAAACUGCUGAAAGAAGGUCUGGAAGGCAUGUGUGUGGUGGGUCGACAGGAGGGUCAAGAAACGGGAAGAGCCCUGUCUCGAGAGGCAGAGGCUGCUGCCGUUCUAGGCUGCUCUGUGACUGCUGAGACGUUCGGGGCUCGCCUGCAGAGACUGUCCAAACACACCGCGGAGGCUCAGUGGAGGCUGCAAAUUAUCACCAGCAACCAGGGCACUGGAGACGGUUCUGAAGGUCCUAUACAGAUGUCAACAUUCAGUUCUACGGGCACUCCUCUGGGACACAGAAAAAACUCAGGUUCAAGGAGGAGGAGGAAACCAGUGAGACAUGCUGCAGAGAGACAAACCUCCAUAGAGAAACAUAAUGGAGAUGUUAGCACUAGUGCAUCAGAGCAGGCUGAAGUGGGUACGAUGUGGGCCGAGGUGGGUACGAUGUGGGCUUAG
Nematolebias whitei (Rio pearlfish) is the source of this 1818-nucleotide messenger RNA. Its product is annotated as zinc finger FYVE domain-containing protein 26. Gene Ontology annotation, molecular function: phosphatidylinositol-3-phosphate binding. Lineage: Eukaryota; Metazoa; Chordata; Actinopteri; Cyprinodontiformes; Rivulidae. The record is from RefSeq and is a predicted model, not a curated record. The transcript has 9 exons. Gene Ontology annotation, biological process: regulation of cytokinesis; mitotic cytokinesis; double-strand break repair via homologous recombination. The coding region runs from base 1 to 1818 and encodes 605 amino acids. Gene Ontology annotation, cellular component: centrosome; lysosomal membrane; midbody.